AUGAAUAGUUGCUAUUAUCCUGGCAAGGAAUUAUCGCUAGACGAGAGCAUGGUGCUAUGGCGAGGCCGUCUCAGCUUCAAACAGUAUAUAAAAAACAAACGCCAUAAAUAUGGAAUCAAGUUAUACAAGCUCACUGAACCCGAUGGAUUGAUCCUAAAGUUUCGUGUAUAUGCUGGUGGUAAAGAUGCACAGAUUACUGGAAAAGGACACGUGGAGAAAGUUGUCAUGCAUCUUCUAGAAGAAAAACUGGGAAAUGGACAUGAAAUUUAUAUGGAUAAUUAUUACAACAGUUAUAUACUGGCAAAAAAGCUGCUCGAGAAAAAUACAUACUGUACCGGCACUUUACGUAAAGAUUUACGAGACAAUCCUAAAGAAGUGACGCAAAAGGUAUUGAAAAAGAGCGAAAACAUAUCAUUGUUUCGGGACGGAAUUCACAUAGGAAAAUGGAAAGAUAGGCGCCCGGUUACAUACAUAAUCAACCAAUACCGGUUACAUACAUAA
Parnassius apollo (apollo) is the source of this 501-nucleotide messenger RNA. Lineage: Eukaryota; Metazoa; Arthropoda; Insecta; Lepidoptera; Papilionidae. The record is from the annotation of a GenBank genome assembly.